AGUUCUAUUGUAGAAUAAGGAUUUCUAAAAUUUCAAAACACAGGUUUACCCUACUGACCCCUUAAAAUGAAAAACACUUUAUUUAUUGACUCUUCUCUAGUACUCCAGUGACACCUAUGUACAUCGCUUAUUAUUAUUACGGGACAUCUCGACAGGCAAAAUAUUAUAUGAAGGUAGGCUGGAAUAGUAGUUAGGUAGGAAUAGAAAGUAUAGAUAGAAUAAUAGUAUAAAUGUGUGCAAAUGGUAUAUAUGUUAUAGUUAAUAUUUUAAUGAAAAUUGUUGGCAUAACGUUAGAUAUUUUUAACUGAAACCUGAACCUGCUCGGCGUCAUUUCAUUAAAAUGAAAUAUCAAGAUAUUAAAUGCCCAAAUAAAAAAUUUCCUUUUAAAUCGCAAAAACGUAAUUUUACUCCGCUUGUACUAAAAGCUUACGAACUGUAUUUUGGUGUUAAAGUUGGGGAUCAAGACAAUGCAUGGACCCUUCAUAUCUGUUGUAUAACUGGUGUAACACUGUUAACAGCUUAGUUAAAAGGUUCAAAUCGUAAAAUGCCCAUUGCAGUGCCUUUCAUUUGGAGAGAACCUAAAGACCAUGUUACAGAUUGCUAUUAUUGCCCAACGAAUAUUAAAGGUAUUGAACCGAAGUCUAAACAGCUUUUAGACCCAGUGAACGAACUCCAAAAACAAAAUAUCGCCGAAAAACAUCGAUUGUAACAUUUUAAGUUCAAAAUUUCUAUAAAAUAUGCCUGUAAGUUAUGCGAUACCAGCACUUCCUUCCAAUUCAUCUCAGGAUGGAAUUCGAGAGACUAUGUUAUAUAGUGGAUCAAAGUUUAAAGGAUUCCAAAAGUCUCAAGGAAAUUCAUAUGACGUGGAAGUUGUUCUACAGCAUAUCGAUUUGCAAAAUUCAUUUUUAUGUGGUUAUUUAAAAAUUAAUGGACUGACUUUCGAAUUUCCAACUCUGACAACAUUUUUUGAUGGAGAAAUAAUAUCGAAGAAAUAUCCAUUUUUAACCAGAAAGUGGGAAGCGGAUGAGGAUGUGGACAAAGGGCAUUGGAGCAAAUUUGCCGCUUUUUCUGAGUAUGAAGAAUCAUUUAAUUCAGAUAAUUUUGACUUUAAAAAAUUGGCGAAUAGCGACUAUGUAUUCAUGCGAUGGAAAGAACAUUUCCUAGUGCCAGAUCAUACGAUAAAGGAUAUAAAUGGGGCGUCUUUCGCUGGAUUUUAUUAUAUUUGCUUUACAAAAUCUACUGGCAGAGUGGAAGGUUAUUAUUAUCACCGCUCAUCAGAGCUAUAUCAAUCUAUUGAAUUAGAACACAUAUCAGAAAAUUCUUCAGACGUGUAUGAAUUUAGAUAAAAUGAAUAGUGUAAUUUAUUUGUUAUCAUUAAGUUAUAUGUACAAUAAAUAUUUAUCUAAUAAAAAUAUUUCCAUAUAA
Messenger RNA from Bactrocera tryoni, 1425 nucleotides. RefSeq names its product glucose-induced degradation protein 4 homolog. The coding region runs from base 738 to 1346 and encodes 202 amino acids. The transcript is spliced from 4 exons. NCBI's taxonomy places the organism in Eukaryota, Metazoa, Arthropoda, Insecta, Diptera, Tephritidae. Gene Ontology annotation, biological process: protein catabolic process in the vacuole; protein targeting to vacuole; negative regulation of gluconeogenesis. Gene Ontology annotation, cellular component: extrinsic component of membrane; GID complex. The record is from RefSeq and is a predicted model, not a curated record.